Vitrella brassicaformis is the source of this 3090-nucleotide messenger RNA. Lineage: Eukaryota; Vitrellaceae. The record is from the annotation of a GenBank genome assembly.
GCCGAUUUUUCAUCGCCAGCAAGCGACAAGGCGUUUCGGGCCUGGCAUCUGCAGAUUUCAGAUGCUGCUGCGUCGGGCAUUGAGCCAUGGGUGGUCCCCUGGCACAGCGUGGCUGAGAUGCAUGAGUGUGGGCAGGAGCCGCCAGCCAUUCCAGGAGCUGCUCCUGCCAAUCGAGAUCAAGACCGAGGUAGGUGUGCAGACAGACAGACAGAGCACCACACACACAAUUAUGCACUCACACAGAGGUUGACAAGUGCUUGCUUGGUCUGUCGAUCAGUUCCCAGGUCCAGAGUCAGAGAGGCUCAAGGCCGAGUAUGACCAAAUCGGAGGAGGUCAGCACAUAAAUGCCGCAGAGAGGAGAGAGGGAGGGAGGCAUCGUGUGUGUGUGUGUGUGUGUGUUCGUGUGUCCCGCAUGGCUGGCUACUGCUGUAACAUCCGUCCAUCCACCAUGGCUGCAGGCGGAGGUGCGGUGAAGUUCUUUGUUGACUUCGAGUCGAGUCAGGGCAACUACCUGGUAGACGCCGAUGGGAACAGGAUGCUCGACAUGUACGGCCACAUCGCAUCCAUACCCCUGGUCAGUCAGUCAGUCACAUGAGACGAGAGAGACUAAAGCUGCUGUCUUGUGUUGUGUUGUGUUGUCUUGUGUUGUCUUGUGUUGUCUUGUGUUGUGUUGUGUUGUGUUGAUGUGUCAGGGUUACAACCAUCCCCGUCUGUCUGCGCUGUCUGAGCUGCCGCACAUGAAGACGCUGCUCGUCAACAGGGCUGCGCUGGGCCUCAUGCCGCCUAAGGACUUUGGAACCAAAGUACAGCACAUAAGACGAUAUGUGAUCGACUUGCCGUGUGUAUCAGUGUCUGUGUCUGUGUGUGUGUAGGUGAAGGACAUUCUGAUGAGUGUUGCGCCGCCUGGCAUGACCAAUGUGCGUGUGAAUGCACCGUACCCACCGAACCUGUGUGUGAGUCCUCCCUCUGUCACACACACAGGUGUGCACGAUGGCGUGCGGCAGCUGCGCCAAUGAGAAUGCAUACAAAGCAGGUAGGUCCAGCACGGCAACAUGUCUAGGCAGGGCAGUCAUCCUUUGCCUUUGGUCUUUUCUCUCCCUGUAUGUCAGCGUGCUUCGUCUACCAGAGCAGGCGGCGCGAGGCUGAGGGCCGCGGCAAAUGGGAAUACACGGAUGAGGACAAAGAAUCCACACUGGUAGACGAACGAAUGGCAGCAAAGAGAGACGGGUGGGUGUAGGCGGCAUCCCCUUUUGUGUGCGUCUUCUUCAGGUCGGCGAGCCUCCCGGCUCCCCUCAGCUGAGCAUCCUCUCCUUCAAAGGAGGUCAGUCUUUGCACAAGUCAUCUGAUGGAAGCUGGCCUCCUUCACGUGUGUGCAUGUGUCAGGGUUCCAUGGCCGCACGUUUGGCAGCCUGACGACAACGCACACAAAAGACACCCACAAACUGGACGUCCCCGGUAAGUUUCAAAGGGAAACACUGAGACACUUGGGGUGCGUGUAAAGAAUAACAUGCAUCAUCCAUCUCUUCUUGACUUGCAGCCUUCCCGUGGCCCGUUGCUGACUUCCCGAGACUCAAAUACCCACUGGAAGAGGUCAGAAACUGACCGCGCUGGAGAUCAUUCGCCGUUCGAUGUGUGUGUCUGGCAUCGGUCAGAACGUGGAAGCCAACAGAGCGGAGGAGGCACGGUGUCUGCAGACGGUGGAGGACCUGAUUGUCGACAGGGAGAAGCGCAACGACUGGCCUGUCGCUGCCGUGGUCGUCGAGCCCAUUCAGGUACCUACCUAGACACAGUUGAAUGAAGUGAUCUGACGGACAUACGUUUGUGUGGCUUCCUGGAUGCAAUGCAGUCUGAGGGCGGGGACCACCAUGCGUCUGCUGACUUCUUCCGAGGCCUCAGAGAUGUCACCAGACGGCAUGGAGUGGUAAGACAAGACACACAGGAUGAGCCAUUGAACGCAUCCUCGCUCUGUCUCCGUGUGUGUGCAGGCGUUGAUUGUGGAUGAGGUCCAGACGGGCGUGGCAGCCACAGGGCACAUGUGGUGAGUGGAUAAAGGGAUGACAAACACACGACAUGAAGAGUGUACACCUGCUUUCUGUGUACAGGGCUCACGAAUCAUGGAAUCUGACAGACCCGCCAGAUCUCGUCACAUUCUCCAAGAAAUCACAGGUAGGUUGGUAGGCAGAAACGGUCCCUGGCUAUCUGUGUGUGCGUAUGUGUGUGUGUGUGUGUGUGUGUGUCAGAUUGCUGGUCUGUACUUCACCGAUGCGUUCCGUCCCAAUGUCGGAUAUCGGAUCUUCAACACCUGGAUGGGCGACGCGGUCAGGCUGUACCAGUUCCAAGCCAUCCUCCAAACCAUCGAGGUAGGUGGGCAUGCGAGACGCGCAGCCCGGAUCACGUGUGUGCCUUUAUUGGCGUUGGUCAGAGCGAGAAGUUGCUGGACAACUGCCGCAAGACGGGCGAUGCGUUGCUGGCCGUCCUGCAGGAGGCAGCAGCGACCUACCCCUCUUUGCUCAAGAACCCCCGCGGUCAGGGCACCAUCUGCGCCGUCGAUGGCGUCGACACCGCCACGAGGGACACCAUUGUCGACAAAAUGAGGCACAAAGGCGUCCUGAUGGGUGAGUGAGAGAAAGGGCGAGAGGAUAGACAACGGCGCUUCUGAUGAUGAACCUUACGCUUAUGUGCAUGUGUGUUUGGAUGAGUGCAGGUGUGUGUGGGUCUCAUGCGCUUCGUUUCCGGCCGUCGUUGACCUUCUCCCCAUUGCACGUGCAGCAGUUCGCCCCUAUUUUCAUCAAAGUGCUCGAGGAGGUCGCAUCGGCGAAACCGUGACGGUCGUCUUUUUCUCGCGCGUGAGAUAUUUGUCGAUCGGUUCACACAUGCCAGCUGGCUGUAUUGUAGAAAGUAUGAAGCGUGUUGAUGUAUGUGAUGGCAUGGUGCAAGACCAAGACACACAGGCCUUUUGUCCACCCAUGCGUACGCACACGAGCGAGAGGCAGGCUGCUCAUGUAUGUCAUAUCACUCAACUCGUCGGAACGUCCCAAAUCGAUGCAUGUCUCGAUGACUGCAUGCCUUGCUUUGCAAAUCACAGGCGAA